AAUUUUUUGACAAGCUUAAAAUAAUAAUCAUGAAACCUUAUUUUCCUUGUUUCAUUUGAGUUUCAAAAUCAUGAAUUUUUUGUGUGAAAUAAUAAGGAGGGCAAAAAGGUAAUCAACUUCUAACUGUCUCCUAGUACUAUGUAGUAUAUUCUUUUCUGUUGGUGGGUUUAAAUAGUCACCCUAUUUAUGAGUAAGUGUAAGAAAAAGGUUUCAUUCACUAUACAAACCAACACUAAAGCCUUAGCAUUUCACAAAGAGUGUCUCCUUGCAAUGGUUCCAAAGCUUGGUGGUGAUUUGGAAGAUGGUGGAACUGGCCUUGGAACUAAACCUAUUUGAACAACAUCUACCUUUUCCUUUUGUCUAAGAAGAAGAGAGCAAGAUCUUUCUGCUUUUUUUUUUAUUUUUAAGUUGAAAGCAAAUUUUGUGAAGUAGUAGUAUACUUUCAAUUUGUUGUGUUCUUCUUGGUGGAGUUCCUUUAGAGUAAUGGAGUUUCUUGGCUUAUGUGGAUCCAACUAUUUCAAAGGUUCAAUAGAAAUGAUUUGGUUAUUGAAGCCCUUUUGGCAAUGGCAAAUGUGGUUCUAAUUUUCCCUCUUGCUGUGAAUCAAGAAGCAGACCAAAUUUCUGUUGAAUGGUUAAAAAUUCCUGAUUAAAACUCUGAAAUUUUCUUGGUUCUAGAUUUUAUUCCUUCUCCCUUGGUACCAAAUAGACCUGAUAUAGUGUUUUAAGCUUUGUAGUUUGGGCAAAUUUCCUUUGGCAAUCUUGGAAAAGAAAAUUCCAUUCCUUUCAGCUUUUCAUGUAUGUUUGAAGAUUCCUGUGUAUUGGACAAAUCUCCUUUGGCAAAAGUUACUGAACUUCCUAUAGUUGGAUUCAGGUAGUAAAAGUAUAUGAGAAACAUUUUUCAUUAUAAAAUAUUAUCAUUCAGAAAUAACUCUUGGAACUCCACCUAUUCUGGAGGCAAAUCUCCUUUGGCAUCUCUUUAUCAUCUUAUUCUGCUUCAUCUAGCACUAGAUAUCUUCCCCGGAACCGAGUAAAAAAGAAGAAAGAAAUCAUCUGAUAGUUGUGGCUGCAAGCUACUUAAUAUUUGUUGUUGGAAGAGUAUCUUUCUGUGAAAAAUUCAAUUCCAAAUUGGGCAUAUCUCCUUUGGCACUUUGGAGUCUUUGAUUGAUUCCUAUUAUCCUGUGGACAAAUCUUCUUUGGCAUCAGAUCUCCGGUUUCAGUGGUCGAGUAAUCUUUUGGAGAUACCGACUAUCUGUGGAAAAAAAUUAUCCAUCAAAAAUAUAUUUUUGUUAGUAUACAACUAUCUGUUGAAGCCAUUAUCAGCAUACUUGCUGUGAUCACAGUACAGACAUUAGAGUUUGAUGCUUCAAUUCGCUUGAGAAGCUCUCAUUCAAAGAAAAACCUCAUUGCUGAGUGCAGAUUAGUUCUGAAUUCUGAUUCCAUCUAUUUCAAAAUCUGGCAUAUAAACUAUAAUUGAUGGAUGCUAUGACUAGUGAUUCGGAAUGGGAGACUUCCAGUUCCAGUGACAGCAGCAGCAGUGAGGAUCAAGAGGAAAUUGAUUUCCAAUACGGUGGUCAAGCUCAGAGCAUAUUAUCAAGUUUAGAGGAAAGCAUUGGGAAGAUUGAUGAUUUUCUCUCAUUUGAAAGAACUUUUGAUAAUGGGGAUGUGGUAUGCUCCUUGUCAGAUCCAACUGGACAGAUGGGAAGGGUCACAAGUUGUGAUUUGUUUGUGGAUUUGGAAAAUGUGAAAGGAAAGAUAUUAAAAAAUGUAAACUCCAAGGAACUUUCGAAGAUUCGGUCCAUAUCAGAAGGUGAUCAUGUAAUUAAGGGACCAUGGCUCGGUCGUGUUCAAAGGGUUGUGGACAAAGUGACUGUAUUGUUUGAUGAUGGAGCUAAAUCUGAUAUCAUUGCCUCAGAAAGAGAGAAGGUUUUACCAUUGACUCGUAAAUUUCCAGAAGAUUCGCAGUGUCCAUACUAUCCUGGUCAGAGAGUAAAGGUUAAGUCCUCCGACGCUUCUAAAUCAGCAGGAUGGCUAUGUGGAACUUGGAGAGACAAUCAAGACGAAGGAACUAUUUGUGCUGUGGAUGCAGGUUUGGUGUAUGUUAACUGGAUCACUUCUGUUCUUGUCGGUAGCAAUUUGAAUGUGAAUGCUCCACCAUGUUGGCAAGAUUCCAAGAACUUGACCGUGUUGUCAAGUUUUUCAUCACACGCAAACUGGCAGCUUGGUGACUGGUGCAUGCUCUCAGUUGCAGACGAAGAGGAACCGAUUACUAUGGAGCAUAGUAUGACAAGAAGUUGCAAGAGUGAGGGAAGAAACCUUACUAUUGGGGAAUUGUUUAUAAUUGGGAAGAUAAAGGCCAAAGUUGACAUUUUGUGGCAAAAUGGUGAACAUACUUUGGGAUUAGAUCCAGAGAAUUUACUCCCAGUCAAUGUUAUAAACACACAUGAAUUUUGGCCUCAUCAGUUUGUGCUGGAAAAAGGUGCUUCUUAUGAUCCUAGCAGUCAAAGAUGGGGUGUUGUCCAAUGUGUGGAUGCAAAGGAGCAUACUGUAAAGGUACAAUGGAAAACUGUCUCCGUAUCCAAACCGACUAAUUUGGAUCCAGACAGAAUGGAGGAAACUGUGAGUGCCUAUGAACUUGUAGAGCACCCAGACUACUCUUGUUUUUAUGGUGAUAUUAUGUUCAAGGCGGCUCAAAAUCAGUUUGGUUACCAAGCUGAUAAAGAAAAAGAAAAACCAGUGAGUGACUCGAAUGCAGAGGCUGCUCUUAAAAAUGGGAACCAAAUGAGUUAUCACGAUGACUUCCCUGAUGACUAUUAUCUGUCCUGUGUCGGCACUGUUAUUGGUUUCAAAGAUGGUGACGUGGAAAUGAAAUUGGCUACUGGUUUCACAACCAAGGUUGCGCCUUAUGAAAUUUUUCGGAUUGAUAAACAUGAAGACUCAACUGUAACCCCUGCUCCUCAAGAGAUGAUUGAAUGUGGAAGUCUACCUUCUGACAAGAAGGAAAAGGACUUGACAAAUGGUGAUGGUAGAAAAGAGAAUUGUGAAAAUAAUCUUGAGUGCAGUUCCUUUUUCCUUCCUCGAGCUGCCUUUGAACUUUUCUCCAGUAUUAAAUCCAGUAUAUUCCAAACACUUGGUGGAAAUUCAAUUUCAGGAACAUUUUCUUCAGUACCUACAUUUGAAAAGGAUAAUGAAUCUGAUUUUCUUGAUAAGAAAGAUGCGGAAACUCGUAACCUCUGCAUUGAACCACAUCCAACAACUGAGUUUCAUUCUACUGACGACAGAACUUCAUAUCCAGAAGUUAUUAGGAUCCACGAAAAAAAUGAUUUCCCAUUUUCUUUAGACAGCAAUAGUUCAAACUGGUUUAAGCAGUUUGAUGUAAUAGAAAGUUGCUCUGACCACCAUUUUUCUGAUGAGGGAAAAGGAUUGUCAACAUCACAGGUAAAAAGAGGUUGGGUAAAAAAGGUUCAGCAAGAAUGGAGCAUCCUUGAGAAAAGCCUUCCGGACUCUAUUUAUGUUCGUGCGUUUGAAGAAAGAAUGGAUCUCAUGCGAGCAGCUAUUGUUGGUGCAUCUGGAACUCCGUAUCAUGACGGGCUGUUUUUCUUUGAUAUAUGUUUCCCUCCAGAGUAUCCCAACGAACCACCUAUGGUGCACUACAAUUCUGGUGGGCUCCGCUUAAAUCCUAAUUUGUAUGAGUCGGGGAGAAUCUGUCUGAGUCUGCUAAAUACUUGGACAGGCGCAGACAGUGAAGUGUGGAAUCCUGGAACCUCCACUAUUCUUCAAGUUCUUCUCUCUCUGCAGGCUCUUGUUCUUAAUGAGAAGCCGUAUUUUAAUGAGGCUGGAUAUGACCAACAAAUAGGCAGAGUUGAGGGAGAGAAAAACUCUGUGAGCUAUAAUGAGAAUGCUUUCCUUGUCACAACCAAAUCGAUGUUGUAUCUAUUAAGAAAGCCACCCAAGCAUUUUGAGGCACUGGUGGAAGAGCACUUCAAAAAGCGCUCCAAACAUAUACUUUUUGCUUGUAAGGCAUAUCUUGAAGGAGCUUCCAUUGGAUGUGGAAAAAAUGAACAUGAAAACCAGAGGGGGACUUCUGCAGGAUUUAAAAUAAUGCUUGCUAAGCUCUUCCCCAAGCUUGUAGAGGCUUUUUCUGAUAAGGGAAUUAAUUCAAGUCAGUUUGUUGAGCUGCAAGAAUAACUUACCUACUACUUUGAAAGUAAUUUUCAAAUUUCCCGACCAAUAUACUCCAAACUUUUGUGUAAUAUCAAAAUGAUUAUACUAUCUGUAUCAUAAUGUAUCAACACAACAGAGCUUGUGCAUGUGUUAAGUAUAUGUAUCAUACAAAGGCUUGUCCAUGUAACAUAUGAAAUAAGAGAUACAUUGAUUGGAA
This is a messenger RNA of Trifolium pratense (red clover), 4378 nucleotides long. Its product is annotated as probable ubiquitin-conjugating enzyme E2 24. NCBI's taxonomy places the organism in Eukaryota, Viridiplantae, Streptophyta, Magnoliopsida, Fabales, Fabaceae. The transcript has 10 exons. The record is from RefSeq and is a predicted model, not a curated record. Bases 1474 to 4185 code for a protein of 903 amino acids.